UAAAUGGCAGAGGGUUAUUUUGAGAAGGGAGUGACAGCGCCUAGCCCGGUGGCGCUCAGGGAGUGCUGGCUUUUAUUACCCUGUGCCAGGCACUGGGGAUACCACAGGCAGGGGACUGGGCCCUGGUCUCAGGGAACUGGAGCGUGGGAGGGGAGGCAGACCUGUGAGCCCACAAUUAUAACGCAGGGUGCUAUGGGAGCCUAGCCUAAAAUGGAUAAGUAGUGGCACGUGAAAAAAGGCUUGUGCCUGGCACGUACUAGGGAUGCAGUAAGUCUUUAUUGAGCAAAUGAAAGAACAGUCUGUAGGUGGUUCAGCCCCCUCCCCCUCUCUUGGCUUGUCCCAGCAGAUGGUUAAGGCACUCUAUUGAAUUUGGGACAAAGGCCAGCAAGGCUGAUCUUGACAGUCUCCCCCUUCUCACUUCUGAUGGCCAUCCUCGCUGAGAAACUGGAGUUUUAGGUCAGAAUCAAAAUGGGCAUCUCUAUGGGGAGAAAGUGUUCGCACAAGUGUUCUUAGUCUGCUCUUGACUCCUCGACUUCAGAUGUACCAAUGUGUGUUAUGUGCACUUGAGCAUGUUUCAGGGGAGAGGAGCAGUGGAUUCCAUCAGUUUCUCAAGAGUUUAGCACCCCAAAAUGGUUAAGAACACCAGCUUAGCAGUCGAUGUUCCCUGAAAGGAAUCAACUUGGCAAGGUUGUUCCUCUAAUGCUCCCUGUCACCACACACCUGAUUUUCACUGCUAAAAAAAGUGUGUUUGCACAUUGCUGUGCAAGAGUAGUGUUUUGUUUUGAUUGUAAGUAUUUGUCUUAUUUUCCCCACCAAACCGCCCAGUGGUACUGAGCCCUCUGUUGGCCUGCCUGUGGUUGCCGUGGUUCAGGGCUUCGUAUACAGUGGCUGUGCAGUUACUGUAAUUACUUUAACUGACCUCAGUGGUGUGUGUAAGGAGAACAGCCCAGAAGGCAGGCCCAGAUGGGGCAUCCUUUGUUCUGAGUUGGACGUAAAUUCAUGCCCUUACUGAACUUGGGUCUAGCUACUUUGGGAACCCAGCCAAUGUCAAGUUCUAAUCAUGACAUGGUCUUUUUGGAGUAGCAUGAACUCAGGAGAAAUCUGGCUCUUUGUCGAGCCCUCACCCCAUCCAUCCUGCACACAGACUGUUCCAAGUAACAGGAGAUGUUCUAGGCAGGGCCAGGCCAAGCUAUUCCUUCUUUGGAGAGUGAUCCAGUGACACUGAACGUCUGUUGGCCGCCUCUCCCCAACGCCUGCAGUCUCUGGCCCCUGAGUGCCCCUCCUUCCAUCCGCCUUCUACAGCUAGAGCCUCAGCCCUCCCUCUCGCCUGGAAGCCUUUCCCCCGCCCCCUUGUGCUGCCUCCAGCUCUGGCUCUAGGCUCUUCCUUUGUCAUAGCUCCGCCCAGUCGGGACACACUCGCUGGGGAAGUUUUCUGUGUUUCUUCCCCACUCACGCUGGGUCUAAGCUGGCAGAGAUGGACCAUCCAAAACCCAGGGUUUUCCUAGCCAGGCACCACUGCCCCUCCCUAGGAAUACGGGCCUUGGGGGCUGGCAGUGUGAGGUUCUCUGUGCCGCCCUCCAUCAGCAGGAACCCUGCCAUGGUGAACGAACCCAGAGGGAAUGAUGGCCCCCACCCCCGCUCGGAGGGCAGCAGUAGUGGCAGCGAGAGCUCCAGGGAUAGUUCGAGAUGUUCCACCCCGGGGCUGGACCCCGAGCGGCAUGAGAGACUCAGGGAGAAGAUGAGGCGGAGGAUGGAUUCUGGUGACAAGUGGUUCUCCCUCGAAUUCUUCCCUCCUCGGACUGCCGAGGGAGCUGUCAAUCUCAUCUCAAGGUUUGACCGCAUGGGGGCAGGUGGCCCCCUCUUCGUAGAUGUGACUUGGCACCCAGCAGGGGACCCUGGCUCCGACAAGGAGACCUCCUCCAUGGUGAUCGCCAGUGCCGCUGUGAACUACUGUGGCCUGGAGACCAUCCUGCACAUGACCUGCUGCCAUCAGAGCCGGGAGGAGAUCACUGGCUAUCUGCACAAGGCCAAGCGGCUGGGCCUGAAGAACAUCUUGGCGUUGAGGGGAGACCCCAUAGGUGACGAGUGGGAAGAGGAGGAAGGAGGCUUCAGCUAUGCUGCAGACCUGGUGAAGCACAUCCGAAGCGAGUUUGGUGACUACUUUGACGUCUGUGUGGCAGGUUACCCCAAAGGCCACCCUGACGCAGGGAGCCUUGAGGCCGACUUGAAGUACUUGAAGGAGAAGGUGUCUGCGGGAGCCGACUUCAUCAUCACUCAGCUUUUCUUUGAGGCUGACACGUUCUUCCGUUUUGUUAAGGCUUGCUCCGAGAUAGGCAUUACCUGCCCCAUCCUCCCCGGCAUCUUUCCUAUUCAGGGCUACCACUCCCUUCGGCAGCUUGUGAAGCUGUCCAAGCUGGAGGUGCCGCAGCAGAUCAAGGAUGUGAUCGAGCCGAUCAAAGACAACGACGCUGCCAUCCGCAGCUAUGGCAUCGAGCAGGCCGUGAGCCUGUGCCGGGAGCUUCUGGCAAGUGGCUUGGUGCCGGGCCUCCACUUCUAUACCCUCAACCGCGAGGUGGCCACCAUCGAGGUGCUGAAGCGUCUGGGCCUGUGGAUCGAGGACCCCAGGCGUCCCCUGCCCUGGGCUGUCAGUGCCCACCCCAAGCGCCGGGAGGAAGAUGUACGUCCCAUAUUCUGGGCCUCCAGGCCGAGGAGUUACAUCUACCGCACCCAGGACUGGGAUGAGUUCCCCAACGGCCGCUGGGGCAACUCCUCCUCACCGGCCUUCGGGGAGCUGAAGGACUACUACCUCUUCUACCUCAAGAGCAAGUCCCCGAGGGAAGAGCUGCUAAAGAUGUGGGGCGAGGAGCUGACCAGUGAAGAGAGUGUCUUUGAAGUCUUUGCCUGCUACCUCUCGGGAGAGCCCAACCAGAACGGCUACAAAGUGACUUGCCUGCCCUGGAAUGACGAGCCCUUGGCAGCUGAGACGAGCCUGAUGAAGGAGGAGCUGCUGCGAGUCAACCGGCAGGGCAUCCUCACCAUCAACUCCCAGCCCAACAUUAACGGGAAGCCGUCCUCCGACCCCACUGUGGGCUGGGGCCCCAGCGGGGGCUAUGUCUUCCAGAAGGCCUACUUAGAGUUCUUCACCUCCCGCGAGACAGUGGAAGCGCUUCUGCAAGUGCUGAAGAAGUAUGAGCUCCGGGUCAACUACCACAUCGUGGAUGUGAAGGGUGAAAACAUCACCAAUGCCCCUGAGCUGCAGCCCAACGCCGUCACUUGGGGCAUCUUCCCUGGGCGCGAGAUCAUCCAGCCCACAGUGGUGGAUCCUGUCAGCUUCAUGUUCUGGAAGGAUGAGGCCUUCGCCCUGUGGAUCGAGCAGUGGGGCAAGCUGUAUGACGAGGAGUCCCCGUCACGCAUGAUCAUCCAGUACAUCCACGACAACUACUUCCUGGUCAACCUGGUGGACAAUGAGUUUCCGCUGGACAACUGCCUGUGGCAGGUGGUGGAAGACACAUUUGAGCUUCUCAACAGGCCCACCCCGAAUGAGAGGGAGAUGGAGGCUCCGUGACUCUGCACCAACAUCCUUAAUUUGAGGCUGCUAUGUCCCACCUCCCUCCUCCCCAGUCCUGGUUCUCCUGGGGACCCCUAUUCUCCUUCAUUUCUCCCCAAGCCCUGGCCUCCACUUCCCCACAUGAUGAUGGCAGCUAGACUGGUGUGAGGCUUCUGGGCUCUGGCUGGACCUGAGUCAGCCCCACGCGGAGCCCUGUGUUCCCUGCUCAGCCAGGACUUGUGCUCUUUUGUGGGGAGCACCUCCGUCCUGCAGAGGAGCACGGUGGGCGGAGCAGCAUCCUCCCUGAGAGGGGAGACCAGCUGUUGGAUGAGCCCUGGCACCAGGGCAGCCCCUGGGAGCCUGCCUGGGACUGCAGUGACCUUGCACUUGGGACCUGUGGAGGACGAGCAGAGUGAACACAGGCAGCAGGCACGGUGGUUUUCCAGGGGGACAUGGCAAAGCGAAGGUGCUACACCCUUCUGCCUCCUAGACGUUGGCAGCUGGGCACUAGUUACUUGUGACUGAGGGGCAGACCACUGCACUGCCUACCUCCUGCCCUGCCGAGGUACCAGCCCCCGGACAGGCCUUGGGCUGAAACCUAAUAAUGCAUUUCUUGCCCCCUUCUACCUGAGCUCAGCUGGGUUUCACCUUUCUGCAGUGCUGCUGCUUGAAACCGUCAUCUCUGCGUCCUGGAGGCUGGAGAGGCGCGCCUCCCAAGGGUUAGAGGCAUCUGAAGCCUUGUGCUUGGUGGAGCCCUUGGCCUUCCCUGUUUGCCCUUUUUCCCCUGGCCAUGAAGAAAUACCCUGCCCCUUACCAUCAGGGGCAAAGAUGGGCUCUCCCGAGCGGGGCUUCUUCCUGGCUUAUGUUUUAGGUGGGACCCCCUCCUGCCAGCUGCUCCCUUCCUCUGUGCACCCCGUCCCAGAGCUGUCUGCCUGGCCUUGCUCCCCAGGAGUCAGCCCUCCAGGCUCCUGCCUAGGGGCGGUGACUGGCGGAUGCACGUAGGCUGUUCC
Messenger RNA from Diceros bicornis minor, 4557 nucleotides. RefSeq names its product methylenetetrahydrofolate reductase (gene MTHFR). Gene Ontology annotation, biological process: tetrahydrofolate interconversion. The record is from RefSeq and is a predicted model, not a curated record. The coding region runs from base 1475 to 3565 and encodes 696 amino acids. Gene Ontology annotation, cellular component: cytosol. Gene Ontology annotation, molecular function: FAD binding; methylenetetrahydrofolate reductase [NAD(P)H] activity. The transcript is spliced from 12 exons. Lineage: Eukaryota; Metazoa; Chordata; Mammalia; Perissodactyla; Rhinocerotidae.